Messenger RNA from Oncorhynchus tshawytscha (Chinook salmon), 3248 nucleotides. RefSeq names its product nuclear factor of activated T cells 4 (gene nfatc4). The transcript has 13 exons. NCBI's taxonomy places the organism in Eukaryota, Metazoa, Chordata, Actinopteri, Salmoniformes, Salmonidae. Gene Ontology annotation, cellular component: transcription regulator complex. Gene Ontology annotation, molecular function: DNA-binding transcription factor activity, RNA polymerase II-specific; RNA polymerase II cis-regulatory region sequence-specific DNA binding; transcription factor binding. Gene Ontology annotation, biological process: cytokine production; regulation of transcription by RNA polymerase II; calcineurin-NFAT signaling cascade. The coding region runs from base 319 to 2997 and encodes 892 amino acids. The record is from RefSeq and is a predicted model, not a curated record.
CAAAGGCAAUUAAGGGUAAAGGACGACAAAAUAUUUGAUACACUUUUUUUUCUGGUCGGAUAGAAGAAAGGAUGGCGACAGAGCAUUAGAAUUAAAGACUGAUAGAUAGCCUGUGAUGGAAUAGAUAUAUACCGGUCCUAUGGCUAACGGACUUCAAAGAACUCAACGAUAUAUUUAUUUAAAUCUGUCUUCUCCAAAACUUCGAAUGAAAAGGACCAAGGAAAUUAUAAUUAUGAAAUAACACAGCAGAUCACACUAUCUGUUCAACUGGGAGUUCUCUUCAUCCGUUUCGCAGACUUUUUUUCGCUUGCUGUGGGGAUGGGGGCUGCGCCGGGUUCUGGUUGGGAGGAGGGGGAGUUCGAGUUCAAGUUGGUUUUUGAGGAGGACCCGACGCGCCAACUCCGGGGCCCAUCCCCGCUGUGCAACGCGGACCAGGAGCACACUAUCGUGGGGGAGAGGACAGAGAGCGCCCUGUCGCUCCUAGAGUCGAGCAAUACUGAGAGCCACCUGAAUACCACUCACGUAGGCCAGCCAAUCGGCAUCCCUACCCCAACGUAUUCUUCAGCCAGUCAAAGGGCUGGGAUGCAUUCCCCGCCCCCCAGGCGUGCCUUGGUGAGGGAGUUCAGUGGGACCUAUGAGAGCCUUCCAGCGAGAUCUGUACAGGUGUCAGAGUCCCAUGUGUUGGAGUGCCCUAGCAUCCAGAUCACCACUAUCUCCCCAGAGGAUGACACUGCCCCAGCAGGAAGUAACUUCUGGGACACAGGAGGUGGAUGGGACAGGGAGCGCCUCUACCUUCCCCUAAUGGACCCAUUCUGCUACCGCGAAGGCAGCACCGGCGCUGGGUCCCUGAGCCCAAGCCCUGCCUCCAGCCCCUCCUCUCGCGGCUGGCUCAGUCCUGCGUCCAGCUGUGAUUCGCUGCUGGUGGAGGAGGAGGAGCUCAAUGAGGUCACCUCCCAUUUCUGCCUGUCACCCUCCUCCCGGCCCACCUCACCAGGGGGUAAGAAGCGCAGGAACUCCCCUUUGGCCUCCCCCUGCACGUCCCGCAGGAGCAGCUACUCUGAGGACCACUCCUGUACCCUGGAGGGAGAAGACUCCACCUCUCAGUCACAAGCUCACAACAGCAGCUUUGAGCUGAGCAUUCCACAGAAAACUAGGAAGACGUCACUGGAGCAGGUCUCCCCCAGGGAUGUGGAGCAGGAGCAGGGUCCAGCCCAUAGCUCCCACUGCCCACUGCCAGAGCCACUGCAGCAAAGGAGAGAGGUUGCAUCCAUGGGCAUGGACUACCUGUCUGUGCCCCCUGCUCUGGGCUGGGGGAGGACCAGAGCCAGCGCCCACAGCCCUAUGUUCAGAUCCAAUGCUCUACCGCCACUUGAUUGGCCACUGCCAACUCAGUUUGACCAAUAUGAGUUGCGUAUCGACGUGCAGCCCCGCCCACACCACCGAGCCCACUACGAGACAGAAGGAAGCAGAGGAGCCGUCAAGGCAUCACCAGGGGGACAUCCGGUUGUUACGCUGACUGGGUACACAGAGAGACAGCCCCUCUCUUUGCAGGUGUUUGUGGGAACAGCUGAUGACAGGUCCAUCCGGCCUCAUCCUUUCUAUCAGAUACACAGGGUAACAGGUAAGAUGGUGGGUACUGCCAGUCAGGAGAGUGUACAGGCUGGCACCAAAAUACUGGACAUCCCCCUCAACCCAGAGACCAACAUGACUGCCCUCAUUGACUGCGCUGGCAUUCUGAAGCUGAGGAACUCGGACAUCGAGCUGAGGAAAGGAGAGACAGAUGUAGGGAGGAAAAACACGCGUGUGCGCCUAGUGUUCCGUACCCACCUCCCCCUUGGCCUUCCCGUGGCCCCGCCUGGACGGAUGCUGGCCCUGCAGGUUACCUCCGUGCCUAUUGAGUGCUCCCAGCGCUCUGCUCAGGAGCUGCCAGUGGUGGAUUCAGUCAGUGUCAUAUCGUGCUCUGUGGAAGGAGGGGAGGAGCUACUGUUGGGUGGAUCUAACUUCCUGCCCAUGUCCAGAGUGCUUUUUAUGGAAAGAGGGACAGAUGGAAAGCUACAGUGGGAAGAGGAGGCACAUGUUGACCGUGACAACAGUAGUGAGUGCUUGCUGUGUGUGCAAAUUCCAGCCUAUGGUGACCUGUCUGUGAACCGCCCAGUAUCUGUGUGCCUUUAUGUCUCCAACGGGAAGAGGAAAAGGAGCAGCACUCACUGUUUCAAGUACCUGCCGGUCAUGUGUAAAGAGGAUGACCCUCUGCUCUCGCAUCCCUCUGUCUUGCCCCUGGAGGGGGUGACACUCUGCUCCAUGGGGGGGCCCAGCAGGGUGGACAGGGGUCUGCACCUGAGGAAUGAUCCCACGCCCAAGGAGAGAGGGCUAGCUUUGCACCUCCCCCCCUACCCUUCAGCCUACUCUCCCCCCUACCAAGGCCAUGGCUACCAGGAGGAGUACUGCCACAAGCCUGAAGCUGUGGGUAACAGCAGAGGUUCUCUGUCAGAAAGACGCCCCAGCUUUGAGAACUUGGAGCUGGGCUUCACCGAGCUACUGCCUCCCCUGUACCCCAGAGUCUCCCAACCUCCCUCUCCCUCCCCAUGGCUGGACUCCCCAUACCUGUCCUCCUCCCCCUCUCCCUCCCACUCCUCCUCUCUGAGUCCCUUCCCCGCAGGCAGCCCCAUCUCCUCCUCCUCUCUUCCCCCCAUGACUACCUCACCCUACCCCCACUACCCCUACCCUCAGGAGGUCUGCCCCUCGCCUCCUUCCAACUCCAGCCCGUAUCAGGACUUCUACCCACCACCAUACUCCCACAACGAAGUAUGGGACCACCAGGGCAGGGGACCUCGGGAAAGGGAGGCUCAGGCUGGGUCUAAAAUGCAGACGACCCCCCUGGAAUUUGCCAGCUCAUCAUCUAUUCACCACAUUACAUUAGAGGAAGUGAAUGAGUUCAUAGGAGAAGACAUCAGAUCGUUCCAGUCGGGCUCACAGACGGACAGCCAACCAGGAUGACAAGCUCAGUACUCUCCUGUCUGGUUCAGUUGUUAUAGUAUGAAGCGCUUUAUUGCUACCAUAUCACACCUUUUUCUAUGCACUUGGUUUAUGAUGUAUUGCUCAAAUAUGACAAUACUGAAUGGGGAUUAAAUGGCAAGGGCACAGUUGUAAGUAUGAUUACAGAUACAUUUUACCAUUUAUAUAAGGGAGACUAAUGUUUUUAACCAGUUUUCAAUAUAAAUUAUACAAGUAAAUGUGUGUUAUUGGUC